AUGGCACAACAGCUGAUAAAGACCAGUAUGGAAGAUCAGUCGAUCGAAAGCCAAUUUCAGUACAGGAAAAGACCUGGUGAAUCGGAACUACUACUUAAACAUGUCAAGAAAAAGCGACCAAGCGACCGCAACAUGCCGCCUAGGAUAGAAACCUUGGUCCCAGAGUCGACGCUCUACAGGGAGCUUGCAGCAUUUGAUAAGAAAUUGGAUACGACAAUACUGAGGAAGCGGCUUGACGUACAAGAAGCUCUUGGGAAGCCUAACAAGACACGGCGAAUAUUGAGGAUUUUCGUAUCACACACAACUGCGCGUCCGAGGGAUCAAUCAACAGGAGAUGGAGAUUUUGAUGUCAUGGAUGGCAUCGUGGAAUCAUCAUGGACGCUCAAGAUUGAAGGCCGCCUUUUGGAUCCUCCUAUCCCAACCAAAAAAGCUCAGCCGGUCCAAAAGUUUACUUCAUUUUUCCGCACCAUAUGUGUAGAACUAAAUCGAGAAUCCGGAUCGUAUUCCGAAGAUGAUUUGGUUGAGUGGCGUAAACAACCGAAUGGGCCUGAGCAUGAUGGGGUAGAGAUCAGUCGACGAGGUCAAAGCAAUGUGAAUGUCCGAAUUGUCCUAGAUCCGGAUUACAUACCGCAAAAGUAUAGACUCAGCCCAAUGCUGUCCGAGAUACUGGAUAUGAAAUUAGAGACGAAGCCUCAAGUGAUCAUGGGUUUAUGGAAUUACAUCAAGGUUCAUGGUUUGCAGGAUACCGAAGAUAAGCACACAAUACAUUGCGAUGAACAAUUACAAAAGCUGUUCGAUAAAAGGCACAUUCACUUUUCAGAGAUACCCAUGCUGAUCGGUCAUCAUCUUGUACGGCCUGACCCAAUUGUCAUCAACUAUACUAUUACCAUGGAUACCGAUUCACGACAUUCUCUUGAAGCAUAUGAUCUGGAUGUUGAAUUGGACAGCAUUAUUCGUCAAAAAAUGAUUGCAUCUGUUGCGUCGACUCAAGCACAGAAAGAAGUACUGGCUCUCGAUGACAAAAUUGUUCAGUGUGUGCAAAACAUCAACAAUUCAAAAAGCAGACGCGAUUUUCUCCUACACUUUGCCCAGCAUCCUGUGAAUUUUAUCAACAAGUGGAUUGCUACACAGACUCGAGAUUUAGAGGCGGUUGUUGGUGACAGCAAAAUUGGUAUUGAGGAGAUGAGGCACGCUGAAUUUUACAAACAAGCUUGGGUGAAAGAGGCAGUAUUUCAUUACUUGACAACUAAGGUGCAACAGCGAAUGCAACAACUUUUGAAUACAAAAAGAAUGGAUAAAUAG
Molecule: messenger RNA, 1302 nt
Organism: Lichtheimia ornata
Lineage: Eukaryota; Fungi; Mucoromycota; Mucoromycetes; Mucorales; Lichtheimiaceae
Exons: 11
Coding region: 1-1302 (433 amino acids)
Biological process (GO): regulation of transcription by RNA polymerase II
Cellular component (GO): nucleus; SWI/SNF complex
Source: RefSeq, a predicted model, not a curated record